Lasiosphaeria miniovina is the source of this 4428-nucleotide messenger RNA. Its product is annotated as armadillo-type protein. Gene Ontology annotation, cellular component: nucleus; chromatin. The transcript has 2 exons. The coding region runs from base 1 to 4428 and encodes 1475 amino acids. Gene Ontology annotation, biological process: mitotic sister chromatid cohesion; DNA repair. NCBI's taxonomy places the organism in Eukaryota, Fungi, Ascomycota, Sordariomycetes, Sordariales, Lasiosphaeriaceae. The record is from RefSeq and is a predicted model, not a curated record.
AUGGCGCCUCGCCGGAGCGCUGCCGAGGAGCCUGAAGAGCCUGAGCAAGACGACAGGACCGUCACCCUCCAGUUCAAUGACGCUCUGACAUGGCGCCCCGGCAAGCCCAUCCCCAUCGACCAGCUGCUCAAGCGCCUCGACCGCCUCUCCAAGGAGCUCGGCGAGAUGGAGCAAGAUGUCGUUGACCCAGACUCGUUGACCAAGGUCGCCAAGGAGCUCAUAUCUCACCAGCUGCUGAACCACAAGGACAGAGGCGUGAGGGCCUACGUCGCCUGCUGCGUCGCCGACAUACUCAGACUCUGCGCCCCCAAUGCCCCCUUUACCAUGUUGCAGAUCAAGGAUUUCUUCAAUCUCAGCCUGACCAAUCUGAUACCCGCCCUCUUCGACCCUUCUAAUUCUUACAACAACCAGCACAGAUACCUGCUUAGCUCUCUGGCUGAGAUUAAGAGCAUCGUCCUCCUCCUCGAGGUCGACGGCCAUGAAAACCUUAUGCUGCAUCUCUUCUCCAAAAUCUUUGAUGGCGUCGGCACCAAGUCGAUUUCCGGCGAGCAGGUCGCAAAGGAUGUCGAGUUCACCAUGCAGGAGCUGCUCGGUGCGCUCAUCGACGAGGCUGUUACUUUGCCCGCCUCGGUCAUUGAUGUCAUCAUGGCCCAGUUCCUCCGGGCUGCUGCGCCAGGUGGCCACGACCAUGUACCCAUCGACGGCAACCAGGCAACUCUCUUGCUAAAGGAGGAGCCCGAGGCGUAUCAGAUGGCCAAGAGCUUGUGCCAGCAGUACCCCGAGAAGAUGGCUCGGUUCGUCAGCCAGUAUUUCAGCGACGUUAUAGUAGACUCGACAGGCUUCGCUGGAAGACCUAAUGGCAACAAGGACGGAGAGGAUUUGGACGACGAUGAGGGUCCUACGGGGCCGUCCGAGUCCGACUUGAGGGAGCUGAAGAAGGCGCACAACCUCAUACGCGAAGUCUGGAAAGCUGCACCCAUGAUCCUCCAAAACGUCGUGCCCCAAAUAGAUGCCGAGCUGUCUGCCGACAACGUCCACCUGCGGCAGCUUGCCACGGAGACGCUCGGCGACAUGAUUUCGGGAAUCGGGGCAGCGGGGCCUCCGCCGCCACCGACACUAGAUCCCGCCGCCUAUCCGCCCUUGAAAGUGGACGACGAGGAGAGGACUGACGCUCCAGCUGGGAACAUCCUCACCACACCAAUGUCUGCAAUCUCCUUCUCACAAACACACAGCACCACCUUCCACAACUUCAUCAGCAGGAAAAACGACAAGGCUCCCGCAAUACGUGCCGCGUGGACCUCGGCCGUGGGCUACAUCGUCUCCACUUCAGCCGGCGGCAUCGGUCUCAGCCGCGAGGACGAGACGGCCUUGGUCCAGGGGCUUGGUGAAAAGCUUUCGGACAAUGACGAGAAGGUCAGGCUAGCGGCCGUCAGGGCCAUAGAGUCGUUUAGGUUUCAAGACGUCAUUAGCAAGCUAGCACCCAACGGCGGCGUCGGCAAGGAGGGCUCGGUCUUGUCGACGCUGGCCGACCGCUGUCGCGACAGGAAACCCGCCGUAAGGGUGGCGGCUAUGUCCCUACUGGGCAAACUUUGGGCCGUCGGGACCGGAGAGCUGCUUGCCGGCAACGAGACUGUGGCGGCAGCGCUCGGCGGCGUUCCCAGCCGCAUUUUCAAUGCGUUUUAUGCCAACGACCUCGAACUCAAUGUACUAUUGGACCGUGUCAUCUACGAAUGCCUCGUGCCUCUCGCCUAUCCACCGCCGCCCAAGAAGGGGUCUAAAAGCACGAAUUCUAACGGCAAUUCACAGUCGCAGUCCGCCGCCACGGCGUUUGACCAAGACGCGAUACGGGCAGAGCGCAUCCUCCUUCUCGUCCGCUCUCUCGAGCCAGGCGCAAAGAAGGCUUUCUUUGCCAUGCAAGCAAGGCAGCCGCAAUUCGCCCAGGCUCUCUCAACCUACAUUAAGCACUGCGAUAUGUACAACGGAGGGGUCAUGGAUGAGGAGGCAGAGAAGAAGACCAGCAACCUCAACAAAAUCGCGCAGUAUAUCUCGCAGUUCCUCCCAGACGUCAAAAGCAAGCAAGACCUCUUGAAGUUUGCCAAAGCUAACGACCGCCGGAACUACAAUCUGGUUAAAUAUGUAACUGGGCAGGAACAUGAUUUUAAGACGGUCCAUAAAGCACUCAGAGAGCUCAUCAAGCGAAUUCAGACCAGCAAAGAUCCCCCUGUCAUGGACACCCUCCUCCCUCUGCUCUACCGGUCGGGAUGUAUCAUGUUCAAUCGCAGCCACCUUUCCACCAUCAUGGACUAUAGCAAGUCGGACACGGGCGGGUUGGGGGCAGCUGCACACGAGAUUCUCAAUGAGAUAUCUCAGCGCAAUCCCGACCUGUUCAAGACACAUAUUGGCCAGCUCUGCAAGGACCUAGUUGACCAAGCCCCCACCUCGAAGCGGGAGAACGACCCGGUUGUUGCCGAGACGCUCAAGGCCUGCUCUACUUACGCUCGCAAGUACCCCAAGGACGUACCGGUGGAGAGAGAUUUUACACAGACCAUGAUUAGCUAUGCCCUCUACGGCCAGCCUGCCCGGGCUGCCAAGUACGCCGUCAAUAUCCUCUUGUCCAAGAAGGACGAGAAGAGCAUGCUCAGCGCGACUGAUCUGCUCCAGAGGACCAUGAAGGACUGGAGUUAUGGGUCUACUCAUUUCCUCAACAAGCUUGCCGCCGUCAGCCAGCUGGAGCUGCUUGCUCCAAAGGUAACCGAGGAAGCCGAAGACCGUAUUCUGAACAUGACGGUGCAAAAUAUCCUUUUGGACGUCCGGACUGAUGCCAGUGAGCACGAUCCGAGCUGGGUUAGCGACGCUGACCUAGAUGAAGAGUGUCAAGCCAAAUGCCUCGCUUUAAAGACCUUAGCGAAUAGGCUGCGGAGCAUGGAAGACGUUGCCGAGGCAAAAGAGAAGGCCAAACCUGUCUGGAAGCUUUUUAUGAAGCUCGUCCAGAAGGAUGGAGAAAUUUGCAAGGCGAAGCAGACACCAAAGCAUCACAGAUCGCGGCUUAGACUGCUUGCCGCACAACUCCUGUUGAAGCUGUGCACCAAGAAGCACUUUGACGACCUCCUCUCGCCCGAGGACUUUGACGCGCUUGCCUUUACAACCCAAGACGCCGUGUCAGAGGUCCGCCAUGGCUUCGUCCAGAAACUGCAAAAGUAUUUGGCGGACGGCAAGCUGCGGUCCAGAUACUACACCAUAGUAUUUUUAAUGGCCUUCGAGCCUAACGCCGAAUUUAAACAACGCACGGAAACUUGGAUACGGUCACGGGCGCGACAUUUUGAGUCGCUGAAACAACCUGUUCUCGAGGCGAUCAUGGCCCGGUUGCUAUCACUGCUCGCCCACCACCCCGACUACAGCACCGAGGUUGACAAUCUGGCCGACCACGCCCGAUAUUUGUUGUUUUAUAUCAGCCUGGUGGCGACGGAGUCGAAUCUGGGCUUGAUCUACAAGUAUGCUGAGCGUGUCAAGCAGACGCAGGACGCUAUUGACGUGCAGAGCGAUAAGCACCGGGUUCUGAGCGACUUGGUGCAGUCUGUAAUUCGUAAAUGGCAGGAAAAGAAGAACUGGGUUUUCAGCGCCUACCCUGGCAAGGUUGGACUGCCGCUUGGUCUCUGUCUAGCCCUCAAGUCCCACAACGAGGCUCAGGAGAUCGCUGAGCGGCAGUACAUCCCUGAGGGCAUGGAUGAUAAACUUGAUGAGCUUCUCCGGGCCAUUGAGCGCAAAAAGAAGCGGAGGACAGCUGAUGACCGCGCCGAGGCACACCCAGCUAGCAAGAAAGCCAAGGUGUCGCCAAAGGUAGCCCAGCCGAAAGAGCCCAAAGCGCCCAAGAGCGCGACGAGAAGGGCUUCCUUGAAGGCGAGGAAGCCUACGACCAAGCCCAAGAAGUCGUCGUCAAGCUCAGCAAUGAACGAUGCCGACCGCCGUCGUAGUGGGCGUUCAAACGCCAAUAGGUCGUAUAUCGAGCGCGAUUCUUCCGAAGAUGACCAAGAAAUGCUCGGUGGCGUUGCCGAGUGGGAGUACAUGAGCCAGAGUGGAUCCGACAACGAUGAAGAAGAUGACGACGGCGAUGACUCCCCGGCCGAGGAAACCGGUAAUAAGGAAACGUCCACAGCUCCCCCUCGAGAUGCAGAAGAAGAAAGCGAGCUAUCGGAGCCGGAGGAAGUCUCGGAGCCUGAGGAGGAGGGCGAAGGAGAAGAAGAGGAAAAAGAAGUAUCGCCUCCUCCCACUCGAGCGCCUAAUGGACGGAAAGGCAGGAGUGCUGCCGCGACCAAAGCCAAGCCUAAGCCGAAAGCGGUUCCAAAGCCCAAGGCAGUGAAGCCUGCGGCCCGGUCAACACGGGCCAGGAAAAAGGCAGACGAAGAUGAAAUGGACGAAGAGGGCGAUUGA